Molecule: messenger RNA, 2661 nt
Organism: Strigops habroptila (Kakapo)
Lineage: Eukaryota; Metazoa; Chordata; Aves; Psittaciformes; Psittacidae
Gene: SMARCD2
Product: SWI/SNF related, matrix associated, actin dependent regulator of chromatin, subfamily d, member 2
Exons: 13
Coding region: 87-1601 (504 amino acids)
Biological process (GO): regulation of transcription by RNA polymerase II
Cellular component (GO): nucleus; SWI/SNF complex
Source: RefSeq, a predicted model, not a curated record
GCGGGCGCCGCGCGCUGACUCGGUCCGCGGUCGCCGCCGCUCCCGUGUGACCCGCGCGGCCGGGGCCGCCCCCCCCCCGCCCCGCCAUGGCCGGCCGCGGCUCCUUCCCGCUCAGCCCGCUGCCCCCCGCCGCCGCCCCGCCGCCCCCGGGGCCCGGCCCCGCCAUCAUGCGCGGCCCCAGCCCGGUUCCUGCCGCCGCCGCUGCCGCCGCCGCGCCGGGAUACCGCCCCAUGGGCCCCGCCGCCGCGCAGUACCAGCGCCCCGGGAUGCCGCCCGGCAGCAGGAUGCCCAUGGCAGGGCUGCAGGUGGGACCACCAGGAGCCCCCCCAUAUGGAGCAGCCUCCCCGAUGAGACCCGGCCUGCCACAGUCCAUGAUGGAUCCCUUCAGGAAGCGCCUGCUGACCCCCCAGGCACAGCCCCCACUGGCCACCCAGAGGAGAGGGGUGAAGAGGAGGAAGAUGGCUGACAAGGUGCUGCCACAGCGGAUCCGGGAGCUGGUCCCAGAAUCCCAGGCCUACAUGGACCUCCUCGCCUUCGAGCGCAAGCUGGACCAAACCAUCGCUCGGAAGAGGAUGGAGAUUCAGGAGGCCAUUAAGAAGCCGCUGACGCAAAAGCGGAAGCUGAGGAUUUACAUCUCCAACACUUUCACCCCGGCCAAAGAAGAAGGGGAAGGUGGGGAGCGUGUGGCCUCCUGGGAGCUGCGUGUGGAGGGCAAACUGCUGGAGGAUCCGAGCAAGCAGAAGAGGAAGUUCUCCUCCUUUUUCAAGAGCCUCGUCAUAGAGCUGGACAAAGAGCUGUAUGGGCCAGACAACCAUCUAGUGGAGUGGCACCGGCUGCCCACAACCCAGGAGACCGACGGCUUCCAAGUGAAGCGUCCUGGCGAUGUCAAUGUGAAAUGCACUCUGCUGCUCAUGCUGGAUCACCAGCCUCCACAGUACAAACUGGACCCUCGCCUGGCUCGCCUGCUCGGGGUGCACACCCAGACCCGUGCCAGCAUCAUGCAGGCGCUCUGGCUCUACAUCAAGCACAACAAGCUGCAGGACAGCCACGAGAAGGAGUACAUCAACUGCAACCGCUACUUCCGCCAGAUCUUCAACUGCAUCCGCAUGCGCUUCUCUGAGAUCCCCAUGAAGCUGGCGGGGCUCCUGCAGCACCCAGAUCCCAUCAUCAUCAACCACACCAUCAGCGUGGACCCCAAUGACCAGAAGAAGACAGCGUGCUACGACAUUGACGUGGAGGUGGAUGAUCCCCUGAAGGCUCAGAUGAGCAACUUCCUGGCUUCCACCACCAACCAGCAGGAGAUCGCCUCGCUGGAUGCCAAGAUCCAUGAGACCAUCGAAUCCAUCAACCAGCUGAAGACGCAGCGCGAUUUCAUGCUGAGCUUCAGCAACAACCCCCAGGAUUUCAUCCAGGAAUGGAUCAAAUCCCAGAGGAGGGACCUCAAGAUCAUAACGGAUGUGAUCGGGAACCCCGAGGAGGAGCGGCGAGCCGAGUUCUACCAGCAGCCCUGGGCGCAGGAGGCUGUGGGCAGACACAUCUUUGCCAAGGUCCAGCAGCGUCGGCAGGAACUGGAACAAGUGCUCGGGAUCCGCCUCACCUAAAGGGGCCGGGCAGGGGCUCGGGAGCUCCUUCUCCUCCCGCUGCUGCCUGAGCCUGAUGGUACUUACUGGAAUCAAACAGCACUUGCACAAACCCGACGUGCCUGGAGGGACUCGGAGCCACCCCUGGGCUCCCCUCGGGAAGCUCUGGCCCCAGGCAGAGCACAGCAGAGGCUCCCCCGGUUCCCCCCUUCCCAGUCCCGCUGCAGCCCUUGUGCUGCGCUACCGCCUCCCGCUUCUCCGCCUCCCGCCCCUGCCCUCCGCCCCCAUCGCAGCCGUCCCAGGUCCUCGCUCCCUUCCUCCAGCCACAAUCCCUCCGGGAGCUGCUGCCCAGCAGGGACAAGCUGCCCGUGUGCGACAGGAGGUGCCUCCUGCUCUCCCUGAGCCCAGCUGCCACCAGGGCAGGCGCAGCCCUGCCCCUCUGCAACCAAAGUCGUGUCAUUCCAAAACGCCAGCCCCCCCCCCCCCCCCCCCCUCCCCCCGACGUUUUGCACUAUUUUUUGUGAGCAGGUUUUAUAUAAAAAAAAAAUAAUAGAUAAAAAAAAAAAAAGCGUUUUUGUACAGUGGGUUUGUAUUUGAGUAAUAUAUUGAGUUCCUCUUCCUGCACCCAUGGCCUCAAUCGAUGCAGUGGGGGGGGGGGGGGGCUCAAAGGGCUGGCUCGGCCCCAAACUGCUCUUUUUUUAGAUAGAAAAAAGGUUUUUUAGGGGGAAGUUUUUGACAAUCAGUUGAUUUAUUGAAUGAGUGACGUGUCCCAGGUGAUCCCACGCCUGGGGGGGGGCAGAGGGGGUGGCUCUGCCCUCAGCAGCCAGUGGGAGCACCAGGGCUAUGGAGGGAACUGGAGAUGCUGGGGACUGAGGGGACCAAGUGGGGCGGAGGCGACGGUGCCACCAAAGUGCCUUAACCUGCCCCCCCCCCCUGCCCGGGCUGGGGCGGCUCUGCCUGCUCCGGGGGGGUGCAGGCAGAGGGGAGGGGGGUUUACACGGCUCAGGGGUGCCUGCUCUGCCUCUUGUAUAACCAGUUUUUGUCUAUUUUGGAUGUUUUCUAAUAAAAGCAGUUAGCAGCA